Aspergillus fischeri NRRL 181 is the source of this 1146-nucleotide messenger RNA. RefSeq names its product putative neutral amino acid permease. The transcript has 6 exons. NCBI's taxonomy places the organism in Eukaryota, Fungi, Ascomycota, Eurotiomycetes, Eurotiales, Aspergillaceae. Gene Ontology annotation, cellular component: vacuolar membrane. Gene Ontology annotation, biological process: amino acid transmembrane transport. The record is from RefSeq and is a predicted model, not a curated record. Bases 1 to 1146 code for a protein of 381 amino acids. Gene Ontology annotation, molecular function: amino acid transmembrane transporter activity.
AUGUCACCCGAUACAUCCGACCUCGACCUCGGAACGCGGCCGGCGGUAUCCCUCAAUCGAGGAGAAGGGUAUAAAGAGCAACCUGAAACUCCGGACGAAGAGCCAUUCGGAGACGAAGAAGGCGCAGAGGUCAGGUACCGAACGUUGGAGUGGUGGUUUGUCAGCCCCGGUUCAGCAGAAGGCCGACAGAGUCGAUCUGACGUGGCAUGUGAACAGGAGAUGCGCGAUAGGGGCGUGAUACUGAUCGUCGGCAUUGCUAUCCUCACUGUUUACACCGGCUGCGUAAUGGGGCAAUUCAAGCAACGGUAUCCACAUGUUCAUAGCAUUGCGGAUGGGGGCGAGGUACUCUUUGGCUGGAUCGGGCGCGAGGUCCUGGGGACGGGGCUGCUGCUCUGCCUGGUGUUUGUGAUGGGAGGACACAUUCUAACCUUCACUGUCAUGAUGAACACACUGACCGACCAUGGCACAUGCAGUAUUGUUUUCGGGGUGGUGGGGCUGCUGAUUUCGCUUAUAUUGAGCUUGCCGCGGACGUUUAAGAGGAUGUCAUGGUUGUCAGUUAUUUCGUUUGCCAGUAUCGUUGCGGCAGUCUUGGUCACAAUGAUUGCGCUUGGUGUCCAGCGGCCGCCGAAUGUAAAGGUCGAGGUGACCAGGCCGACUAGUCUGUACAGAGCGUUUCUCGCAGUCACGGAUAUCGUGUUCGCUUAUGCCGCCCAUCCAGCCUUCUUUGGCUACAUUUCCGAGAUGAAAACUCCCACCGACUGGCCGAAGACGCUGUGUUUUGUUGAAGUCAUCAACACGACCUUGUACACAGUCACUGGGGUUGUUAUCUACCGGUUUGCUGGCCAACACGUUGCUUCACCGGCACUGGGCUCAUCCAGCCCUUUGAUGGCCAAGGUUGCGUAUGGAAUUGCGAUUCCAACGAUUGUGAUUGCCGGGGUGAUUAAUGGACACAUCGCCUGCAAGUACAUUUAUGUCCGCCUGUUCCGGGGUACCGAGCAUAUGCACCAGCGCAGUCUGUUUGCGAUAGGGACUUGGGUGGCAAUCUCGGUGGUGCUGUGGACGAUAGCCUGGGUCAUUGCAGAAGCAGUUCCUGAGUUCAAUAACCUGCUGAGCCUGGUCUUGGUUUUCGUGUGCGUAUCCUUUUGA